AUGUCAUCAGUUACCCACAGUGGGACAAUCGGAGAGGCCUCGGCCAAGGUAUGUGCGAUUCAUCCAGAAUGUGUCAUAUUUUCGGAGGAAAUGAGAGCUCAGAAUGCCUGCCUCCAAAUUCGUGAGGCAGAACCGCAACUAAAUCGAAGUGAAUGGAUGGGCUGCAGUACGGAUUGGGAUGGCCUCCAGUGUUGGCCACGAGCGGAAUUGGGCCAGGUUGUCAAUCUGUCCUGCGCGGACCUCCCGCCAUUCAUCCUCCCCAUCCUCAAACACACACAAGGCUAUGUGUUCCGGAACUGUACGAGGGAGGGCUGGAGUCUUCCAUAUAACGACACAUGUGCUUAUGGGGAGGAGCCUGUGAAUGAGGUGAGCUACUACGCCACGUUAAAGCAGGUCUACACAGCAGGAUAUUCCACCUCCCUGGUCGCGCUCAUCUCAGCUAUAAUUGUGUUUGCUGCAUUUAGGAAGUUCCACUGCAUGAGGAACUACAUCCACAUCAACCUCUUCGUCUCCUUCAUCCUGCGGGCCAGCGCCGUCUUCAUCAAGGACGCCGUGCUCACCUCGGAUGAAACACUCGACUUGACACACGACUGUGCCAUGUCCACGGUGGCGUGCAAGUGUGCGGUGGCCUUCUUUGAGUUCUGCAUCCUGGCAAACUACUUCUGGCUGCUAGUGGAGGGGGUCUACCUGCAGACCCUGUUGGCCAUGGCCUUCGUCUCACAGAGCAAGUACUUCUGGUGGUAUAUCCUCACCGGAUGGGGUGUUCCAUCCAUAGUGCUUACCAUUUGGGUCCUGGCAAGAAAUUUCUAUGACAACAGGCAAUGCUGGGACGACAGAGAAAAUCCUUUCAUCCUGUGGAUAAUUAAGGGCCCCAUAACGAUCUCCCUGCUCGUCAACUUCCUGAUCUUUGUGAAUGUGAUCCGCAUCCUGGUGCAGAAGCUCAGGUCCCCUGCGGUCGGCGGCAGCGAAGCCGGGAACUUCAUGAGGCUGGCCAAGUCCACGCUGUUCCUCAUCCCGCUCUUCGGCAUGCACUACACCGUGUGCGCCUUCCUGCCCGAGAACACCGGCGCCGACGCCCGCUACUACAUCGAGCUCGGCCUGGGCUCCUUCCAGGGUUUCGUGGUGGCUCUGCUGUACUGCUUUCUGAAUGGAGAGGUUCAGGCUGAGCUGAAGCGGCGGCUACACAAGUGGCACACACAGAACCGCCUCAGCCCCACGCGUCACCGCAUCACGCUCACACAAAUCUCCAUGCUGGAGAAACCCGACUCCUUCUGCUGUCAGAUCCAGCGCAUUACCCCUGGUGCAGCCCCACCACUGUCAGCAUCUGGCUGCCCAGAUUACUCAGCUCACCCAAGUCAGCUGCCUGGCGCUCAAAGCCCCCUCCUGCCCCCUAGUGGCCAACAGGACACAUAG
Engraulis encrasicolus (European anchovy) is the source of this 1413-nucleotide messenger RNA. It is a transcript of the gene ghrhra, whose product is annotated as growth hormone releasing hormone receptor a. The transcript is spliced from 14 exons. Gene Ontology annotation, biological process: adenylate cyclase-modulating G protein-coupled receptor signaling pathway; cell surface receptor signaling pathway. Gene Ontology annotation, molecular function: G protein-coupled peptide receptor activity; peptide hormone binding. Bases 1 to 1413 code for a protein of 470 amino acids. Lineage: Eukaryota; Metazoa; Chordata; Actinopteri; Clupeiformes; Engraulidae. Gene Ontology annotation, cellular component: plasma membrane. The record is from RefSeq and is a predicted model, not a curated record.